Pocillopora damicornis (cauliflower coral) is the source of this 1282-nucleotide messenger RNA. Its product is annotated as melanocyte-stimulating hormone receptor. The record is from RefSeq and is a predicted model, not a curated record. Gene Ontology annotation, biological process: G protein-coupled receptor signaling pathway. Gene Ontology annotation, cellular component: membrane. Gene Ontology annotation, molecular function: G protein-coupled receptor activity. NCBI's taxonomy places the organism in Eukaryota, Metazoa, Cnidaria, Anthozoa, Scleractinia, Pocilloporidae.
UUUUCGAUUUUCUAACGAGUAAAGUAAAUACCUACCUGAGCUUUAUUAAAAAUCCCUUCUUGGUGCGUCAUACUAUUUUAAGAAAGUGAAAACUUACCUUAAUCGGCGCUGAGCAAAGGUUUCUACAGAAGUCAUCACUUCUAUAUUUUCACACUUCAAAAACUUCCUUUAGCAAUAGGAGGCGAGACAUGCAGUUACAGUCGAGUGAAAACGUUACGAAAUUGUUCGCACAAUCUGCCACCCCAGUCAUCUACGACAUCAAGGAAUGCUUUCUUUUUGACCUGAACUUUGCUUCAGCUAAAUAUCUCUUCGCCACCCACAUUCUAACCACGAUUGUGAACUUCGUCUUCUCUGCGUCAGCGAUUGGUGGGAAUUCCAUCGUGAUCUUCAGUGUUUGGAAAACGCCCUCACUUCAAACGCCAUCGAACGUUUUUAUAUGCUGCCUCGCCUUUAGUGAUUUAGCAGUUGGCUUGUUGACUCAGCCAUGUUUUGUUGUUCAUAAGGUCGGCGAAAUGUUCCAUCGCGUCGAAAUGUAUUGCACCACAAGAAUGCUACUCGAGUCACUGGGAAAUAUUACAACAGGAACUUCAGUACUCACAAUGACGGGAAUAGCCGCGGAAAGAUGGCUUGCUUUGUAUUUCCAUUUGCGUUACAACAGAGUAUUAACCUGUACUCGAGUCCUUUCCGCAGUGGCAUGUUUCUGGGGCGUUUUUGUAGUCUUCGCCGUCCUCCGGGUUUCUGUUUUGCGCCCAGAGGCGUACACCGCCAUCUUAACCACCGUAAUUGCACUUUGUUUUCUCUCUAUUUGCCUGGCCUACAUUAAAAUCUUGCGAUGUGUUAAACGACAUGAACGUCAAAUUCAAGCAGUACAAACGGAGGUCAAGAGAUCUGGUCGACAAAUCGAGCAAACCGCGAGUCGCUUGAGAAAUAUGCUACGCUACAAGAAGUCAACAAUUGCCAUGAUUGUCGUCGUUGGUUUUUUCACGGCUUGUUUUGCGCCUCUCAUGUGCGUUAUACUGGCCUACAAGAUGUUGGGAUACACCACUCCGGUGAAAACGGCCUUUAUGUACGCAUCAACGAUAGCCUUUCUAAACAGCUCAUUGAAUCCUCUUGUAUAUUGUUGGAGAAUACGAACUUUGAGAACCGCCAUUAAAACGGUUUUAGGAGAAAGAAUGCGUAGAAAAGGAAUCUAACAUCCAGAAACUUCUAGUCCUGACAUAGUAAUCUGUCCUAUAAUAUGGGUGUCAAAUCCUCUAGACUGAGAUCUCCCAUGAUCCCCUAG